Molecule: messenger RNA, 1422 nt
Organism: Pochonia chlamydosporia 170
Lineage: Eukaryota; Fungi; Ascomycota; Sordariomycetes; Hypocreales; Clavicipitaceae
Product: repressible acid phosphatase
Exons: 1
Coding region: 1-1422 (473 amino acids)
Cellular component (GO): fungal-type cell wall
Molecular function (GO): acid phosphatase activity
Source: RefSeq, a predicted model, not a curated record
AUGAAGUCGGCCAAACUUCUCGUUUCCUCUGCUAUCGUCGCAACAACCACGGCCAUGCAGUUCCAGACCCUUUACUCAACAUACUCUUUUAAUCCCCUAGAGCAUCUCGCAGGAAUCGCACCAUACUACGAGCCCGCAGACCCUCCUCGAGAUCCCAAACCUCCUCAGGGCUGCACAGUGACUCGAGCAGCAUACCUCGUACGACACGCAGCUAUCAACGCAAACGACUUCGACUUUGAGGAGUAUCUAGAACCAUUCCUCCACAAGUUAGGCAACGCAACAGUCGACUGGUCCAAAAUACCGCAACUUGCCUUCUUAGCAAACUGGGAGGCCCCAUCGUUCGGUGAGCAGGAACUGUUAACGAGAACGGGUAAAGUGGAAGCCGCCCAACUCGGACUCUCCAUCUCAUACAGGUAUCCGAAACUGCGACUACCACAGCGGGUAUGGGCUUCAACGGCGGAGCGAACCGUGCAAAGUGCCAGAGGCUUCGUUCGGGGUCUCGAAAUGGACGACAAUACCAUCAACGUAGUCGAGAUUCCAGAGGGGAAGAAGGCUGGCGCCGACAGUUUGACACCAUAUAAGAGUUGUAGCCGCUAUGCUGCUGACGCGGGUUCCAAGCAACAAAGCACAUAUAUCAAGACGUACACUGCGCCCAUCAUCGCUCGUCUCAAGUCUCUUGCCCCAGGAUUCAACUUUACGUCUGACGAUGUCACGGCGAUGCAAGCAAUGUGCGGGUACGACACAGUCAUCCGCGGCUCGUCGCCAUUCUGCUCGACUGAACUCUUCACACCAGACGAGUGGCUGCAGUUCGAGUACGGCCAAGACAUUCAGUACCACUACAACACUGGAUAUGGUAGUCCGUAUUCUGGCGUCAUUGGCUUCCCGUGGCUUAACAGGACGCUGGACCUCUUGUCUGCUGGCAGCUCUGCCCAAGAUCUGUAUGUCUCCUUCUCGCAUCGCGAGUUGCCGCCGACGGUCCUCGUCGCCAUGGGCUUGUUCAACAACAGUGCCUUCUCUGGAGGGAAUGAUGUCAACGCCACCAUGCCUUUGGACCAGAUCAAUUAUAAUCGCGCAUGGAUCUCAAGUCGUAUUCUUCCGUUUCUUACGAACAUUGCCAUUGAGCGCAUGAACUGUACUUCAAACGGUGGCCACGCAACCACGGAAGACAAAAGUAGCAGUUCGGGUUCCUCUACUACAUCGACAUAUUAUCGAGUUCUGCUGAACCAGAGUCCUCAGGUCUUGCCGGGUUGUUUCGACGGUCCUGGACAAAGUUGCUCAGCGGACGGACUAAAAAAGUUUCUGCGGCAGCGAGAAAGCAUGUUUCAGGGUUAUUCGAAGGUGUGCGGUAACUCUUAUGACAAUUCGACGGAUUCGAUCUCGUUUUAUACUAAUUCCAAUAAUGGAACUGUUGUGGGGAAGUGA